Molecule: messenger RNA, 1686 nt
Organism: Chlorella variabilis
Lineage: Eukaryota; Viridiplantae; Chlorophyta; Trebouxiophyceae; Chlorellales; Chlorellaceae
Exons: 14
Coding region: 1-1686 (561 amino acids)
Biological process (GO): DNA recombination; DNA integration
Molecular function (GO): DNA binding
Source: RefSeq, a predicted model, not a curated record
AUGAGGCACACCAGGCACCUGUGGACCAGACCUGGGGUCCUGCUUGCAUCGGGCAGCACGAGCCCAAGCGCUGCAGCGGUCACACCCGACACUAAGGUUGCAGCCGCCAUCUCUGCAGCCUGCGAGCAGCUGGGCAAGCCGUUUCCGGCAGCCGCGGUGCAGGCGCUGGAAUCAAACUGGUACAGCACCGCCGCCGAGCUAGCAGCGCUUCCCGAAGAGACGGCACGCAGCCUAGGGGUGCCCCUGCGCCUCAAGACAGCUGUUGCCGACAUGCUGUCAAGCAGGAGCGCUCCGCCGACAGCAGCACCAGCAGCGGCACGAGGGGCAGCAGCAGCCGUAUCAGGGCAGCAGCAGGCGGCGCAGCCACCUGGCAGCGCCAAGGGCUUCUUGAGCUCAGCGAUGCAGUAUUUUGGCAGCCUGAUGCAGCCAGAUGGCGAGGUGAGCUGGGCAGCGCUGCCGAUCGAGGAGCGGCGCAGCCAGAAGAUGGCGCGGUUCAACAACCCCUUCAGCAGCGCGGAGAAGGUCAGCAAGCGCACGAAGCCAGAACGCUACGCCAUCUCGCUGGCAGAGAUGAGCCCCGCGCUGCAGGCCGAGUUUGCCGCCUUCCACCGCUUCUGCACGGUGCGCUUCUUUGGAGCGCAGUCCGAGCCCAUCGCCGAAGUCACGGCGGCCAAGUAUGCCGACCACCUGAGGGGCAUGCUCGGGUACGUGCACCGCGAGCGAGGCGUGCCGCUGGACGCCCUCUCCUUCUCCCAGCUGCUGCCGUCGUCGGAGCGGGAGGGCGUUUCAGUGGUGUUCGACUACAUCCUCUGGCUGCAUGCGGCGCGCAACAUCUCUGUGAACACCGAGGGCCUGGUGGUGCGUUCAGCUGCGGCGGCAGCCAAGUUUGUCUACCACAGCAAAUCCACGGUGAACCCCGGCCGUGGGGAGACGGCCUAUAGCGACCUGGGUGUGGUUAAAGAGCUGCGUGCCAUGAGCAAUGCAGCCAAGCGGCAGGCCAAGGUGGCGCCACGUGUCUCGGACGAGGAGAAGAAAUGGCUGGACUGGCCAGAGUAUCUGCAGGUGUGCGCCGAGCUGCGGCUGGAGUGCGCGGCUCGGGAUCCAAACGGCAGGCACCGCAAGCCCUCUGCUGUGGCCUGGAGCCUGCAGCGGUACCUGCGCACUCUGCGGGAGCUGGAGGUGGGGCGCACGCUGGUGCGGGACCGCGAGGGGCGGUGGGUCAUCCGCCACGGGCCACAGGACUACAAGACGGGGCGUGCCUAUGGUGAGCGCCCGCCGCUGGCCAUCGCGCCCCACAUCUAUCCCGAGCUGGAAGCUUACAUGGACAAGUGGCGCGCCUGCCUGGAGCCGCGUCACAACUUCCUGUUCACGCAGCGCAACGGCGAGCCUCUCAACGAGAAAAGCCUGUACAAGCUGUUCUGGACAACAGCGUAUCGGCUGACAGGCAAGCGCACCAACCCACACCUGGUGCGCGACAGCAUCGUCACAUACCUGCGUGGUGGAGAUGCCACGGAGCGGGAGCUCGAGGCCCUAGCGCUGUACAUGGGCCAUUCAGUUGAGAUGCAGCGAGGAGUGUACGACCGCCGAACCAAGGAACAAAAGGUGGAGCCGGCGGUGGAGCUGCUGGCGGAGCUGAACCGCAGGGCCAUGUCGUCGGCCAGCAGCGGCAGCGACAGUGAGCAGUAG